GCGAUGUGGAUAGUGGACAAGUUGGAAAAUCGGGGAGGGAAACGUCAGAGCGGAACUAAACGAAUGUGAGAAGUGUCCAGCGAGUUCCUACUUUAAACACUUGCUCACGGCGACGAGUUCAGUGUUAACGCCUGUUGCCCGCGUCGCUUACAGCCAGCGGAGGUGCCGAGCCGGCGGCGGGAGGGAGGGAGUGAGUGAGGGAGGGAAACAUGGCCAACUGUGUGGCUUUCCAGAGCAAGUUGACCUCGAUCAUGGAGAAGCUCGCCCGAGCCGCCGUGCUGGAGAUCGGCCGACUGUGGGAGGACGGCUUCGCCCUCUUCCAGGUGGAGCUGCGUCGGAGACAGAGCGAAAUCGAAGCCCUGAACAAGAAGCUGAUGCUGAUGGAAAACGAGCGGCUGUCUGUGCUGUCUGGAGCUCAGACCACAGGUCUCUCCUCCUCCUCCUCCUCCUCCUCCUCAUCAUCAUCAUCAUCAUCAUCUUCUUCUUCUUCGAAGAGAGAGCAGCAGAACAAACUGCUGACGCCCACCGGUGAUGGGCCAAUUAUAGAUUCAGUGCAGACACUAUGUUCUGAUCCAAGUGUCAGAGAGACGACGGACAACUCUGUCAAUCGCACACCACCACCAACCGCUCAGACAGAAGAGAAGCAGUGUGAGCAGCCCGAGUCCGUCCAUUGUCAAAGGGACGACACAGAUGACGAAGAUUUAAUAGUCAAGAUGGAGGACGAUGACGACAAUGAUGACGUCCAGAUCGUGGAGCAGAUAGUGGACUCUGAUCACGACGUCAGCGAUGGAGCGGGUCACCACGAGAUGGAGCACGACCACCAACCCGCCGAGGUCCCGGAAGAAAAAGAGAUCCAGCAGUGGACGUCUGUCUCCGUGGCAGACGGCGACGCUGCCGACGACGACUCGGACUGCCUCUUUGAACCCAAGCAGCUGUCGCAGAAUCUGGACUCGGAAAUCCUUCUCAUUCAAAACGCCCUGGACAUUUUUGAUAGUUCGGCAGAGACGGCGUAUUCCGUCCGGUUUACGAGGGACAACGGACAAGGCGCAUCGAGCAAAUCGGGGGCUCCUUCGACUUUUAGCCAAGCUCAGCCCUGUCAACCUACAGAAGCAAUAAAUCACCCCGAGAGGGGGGUGUCCAUCAGAUUCCUCCCGGAGGAAAGGCCACAGACUAAAAACAUGUCGACCUGUAACCCGGAGAGCAGACUGUUCCUCCUGAACGACCCGGAGUUUCAUAAAACGAUAGCGUGUCACCGCAUGAAGGAGAAGUGGUUCGUGUGUCCGUUCUGCGGGAAAAGCUUCGACCGCAUCAGCCACCUGGAGAUUCACCAGCGGAUUCACACGGGAGAGAAACCGUACACGUGUGACACGUGUGGCAAGUGUUUCUCUCAGAGGAGCAACCUUCGCACUCACCAGCGGACUCACAAAGAAACUUUAUCCCAAAAUGCAGUUUGAUUUCAAAGGUUUUUUUUAAAAGAACGACAAAAGAUAGGUUUAAUCUCAUUCUAGAAUGGAUUCACAAAUUAUUUCUCUUUGUAUUCUGAUAUUACUGAGGUAAUGUAGCUGACUGAUAUGACUGUGCUCUCAUCUUUCCUUAUUCUUUUUAUUGUAACUUUGACAUGGUUUGGAUUUUAAGUUUUAAAUUGGUUUCCUGUGAACUCUUUGUAAAGGGCGAAGCUGAGUUUUGACUUCUUAAAGGUGCAGCGGGAUAAAUCGAACAAUUAUGUUUUCA
Messenger RNA from Scophthalmus maximus (turbot), 1731 nucleotides. RefSeq names its product zinc finger protein 287. Gene Ontology annotation, cellular component: nucleus. Bases 210 to 1454 code for a protein of 414 amino acids. The record is from RefSeq and is a predicted model, not a curated record. NCBI's taxonomy places the organism in Eukaryota, Metazoa, Chordata, Actinopteri, Pleuronectiformes, Scophthalmidae. The transcript has 3 exons.